ACAAAAUUUGCCGGCAUUAGUUGUGCUGAAUCUGUCAACACUAGGACGGACUUCUCUUGAGAGUCUUUUUCAGUAGCAGUAGCUAUGAUUUUUCCUCUUUCAUCGAGGGAAGCUUCAUAUUCCAAGUUCCAAACUUAUUUCCAAGUAUUCCCAAAGACUGCAUACUUCACAGUCACACGCAGCCAUGGGAACGAGUGAAAAGCCUGGCUACGAAAAGGUUGCUUUCUCACCAGCAGAGAUUGAUAAAAGAACAGCGGAGCAGAAGGCGAUUGAUGAUUGGCUUCCCAUCACUUCCUCUAGGAAUGCAAAAUGGUGGUACGCAGCUUUUCACAACGUCACUGCCAUGGUUGGAGCUGGUGUUCUCAGCCUUCCAUCUGCCAUGGCAAGUCUUGGAUGGGGUCCUGGUGUGGUUAUUCUUGUGUUGUCAUGGGUAAUUACUCUGUACACACUGUGGCAAAUGGUGGAGAUGCAUGAGAUGGUUCCUGGGAAACGGUUUGACAGGUACCAUGAGUUGGGGCAGCAUGCCUUUGGGGAAAAGCUUGGCCUGUGGAUUGUGGUGCCACAGCAACUGAUAUGUGAAGUUGGAGUGGACAUUGUGUACAUGGUCACUGGAGGAAAAUCACUGCAGAAAAUUCAUGACCUUGUGUGCCAUAAGAAAAACUGCAAAAGCAUCAAGACUACUUACUUUAUCAUGAUCUUUGGUUCUGUUCAUUUUGUGCUCUCUCACCUUCCCAACUUCAAUUCCAUCUCUGGCAUCUCCUUGGCUGCGGCAAUCAUGUCUCUCAGUUACUCAACGAUUGCAUGGGUGGCUUCUGUAGACAAGAGAGUUCAUGAACAGAAUCAGAAAGACGUUGAUUAUGGGUACGCAGCCAGCACUACAGCAGGAACAGUUUUCAACUUUCUGAAUGCUUUAGGAGACGUUGCUUUUGCCUACGCUGGACACAACGUGGUGUUGGAGAUUCAAGCAACGAUCCCUUCCACCCCGGAGAAGCCCUCCAAGGGUCCCAUGUGGAGGGGAGUGUUGGUAGCAUAUUUGGUCGUCGCACUGUGCUACUUCCCCGUUGCUCUCGUUGGCUAUUGGGUCUUUGGUAACACCGUUGAUGACAACAUCCUCAUCUCCCUCAACAAACCCACUUGGCUCAUAAUAACUGCUAACAUGUUUGUUGUCAUCCAUGUCAUUGGAAGCUACCAGCUAUAUGCAAUGCCAGUUUUUGACAUGAUUGAAACCGUAAUGGUUAAAAAAUUACGAUUCAAGCCAAGCUGGGUGCUAAGAUUUGUUGUUCGCAACAUCUAUGUUGCAUUUACAAUGUUUGUGGGCAUUACGUUCCCUUUCUUCGGUUCCCUCCUCGGAUUUUUUGGAGGAUUUGCAUUUGCUCCAACAACAUACUUUCUCCCAUGUAUUAUCUGGCUUGCUCUUUACAAACCUAGGAAGUUCAGUUUAUCCUGGAUCACCAACUGGAUCUGCAUUAUACUUGGCUUCCUACUAAUGAUUCUAUCACCAAUCGGUGGAUUAAGGAGUAUCAUACUCAAUGCCAAGACCUAUGGUUUUUACUCUUAAUUCAACUCAUUCUCCCAAGUGCCAUCGUGGACUUUCAUUUUAUGGAUUCUAUAAACAUGAAUGAAUAUAAAUGUGGGAUUGUCUUUGCCAUUUCCUGCUAUAUUUUUCUGCAAAACAAGGCUGCUGCUAAAUUUGUAUCAUAAAAAUCAUUCAAUGGGUCCAAUAUUAGAUUCCUGCACCUACUUUACUUUUGCAUUUAA
Molecule: messenger RNA, 1758 nt
Organism: Cajanus cajan (pigeon pea)
Lineage: Eukaryota; Viridiplantae; Streptophyta; Magnoliopsida; Fabales; Fabaceae
Source: RefSeq, a predicted model, not a curated record